CUGUGUGUGACGUGGAGACUGCUGAGGCUGCUGCUCCCCUCCCUGCUACCUCCGGCUGUGUUUGGGCUAUGCAUGGGGGCUAAACAGAUGAAAUGUCUCAGUUCAGCCAGCCCUGCUCAUUCCCCCAAAGAGGAGUAUGUUAUCACCCAGUCCACUGACACCCUUAAAGAGGAACCCAUCUCCGAUGUGUCUAAGAACCAGGGGGAAACUGGGGAAGACAAUACCGAGCCCACAGAGAGGAAAUCUGUCCCAGAGGAGAUAUCUCUCUGCGGGUUGUGUCCCUCCCUCGGGCAUGAUGGGCAGGAGGAAGAGAAGUCCUGGGAUGAACAGCUGGAUGCCCACCAGGAGCAGCUGGAGAGGGAGAUGCAGGACGCCAGAAGAAUGGUGUUCCGCCUACAGGCUUUACUGCUGCAUGGCUCCCUCCCCGAGGAGGACCAGGAUGGAUCCAUGAGCUUUGGAGAUAACCGGGCGAGCGCCGAACAGCAGCUGGUUCUAAUCCGCAGUCGUCUGGACCAAAGCAUGGAGGAAGCCCUUGAUCUCAAGAGGGAACUUCUGAGGCACAAACAGGAGACGCGGCACAUUCAGGCCAUCAAGGAUGCUCUGCAACAACGCCUGGCAGUGCAGGAAGACGCUGUUCUGCAGCUAAAGCAGGAACUACUGAGGUGCAACAUGGCCAAAGAUCAGUUUGAAGGAGAGAAUGAAGAGCUGAAACAGAAGCUGAGUGAAAGGAACAAAGCUCUCAGUGAAUAUGAGCAGCAGAUUGGGAGGAAGGAGAGAAUGCUGCAGCAACAGCAGCAAAAGCUCGACGAGGUUCACCAUAAAGCACAUGAAGUCUGCCAUGGAAGGUCAUUUAGGAAUGAAAGUGGUGGCUACAGCAACUCAGUGGUGUCAACAUCUCCCCCUUCAUUCCAACACAGUGCACCAGGUGAAGAGCUGCAACUUGUCAGAGAAGCGCUGCGCAGUUUGAGGGACAGUUUCUCGGGCCACGACCCUCAGCAUCACACCCUGGACACUCUGGAGCAGGGUGUGGCCAGCCUCAUGGAUCGUCUGCACUCCCUGGAGAGCCAGCGCAGACAAGGCAGAGGGGAGGAAUUUAAAUCACCAGGACGCAGAGCCAACUCCACAGACCGUGACUCGUGGCCACCAAGCUCAAAAAUAGCACACUCACACAGCAGCCCAGGAUUGGACGCCGCCAUCUCCACUAAAGUGCUCUACUUCACAGAUCGCUCGCUGACUCCUUUUCUGAUUAACAUCCCGAAAAGGCUGGGCGAAGUAACUUUGCGAGAUUUCAAGGCCGCUGUAGACAGACAAGGAAAUUUCAGAUACCACUUCAAGGCCCUUGACCCUGAGUUUGGCACAGUGAAAGAGGAGGUGUUUCAGGACGGAGCAGUUGUGCCUGGCUGGGAGGGGAAGAUUGUAGCGUGGGUAGAGGAGGAUCAUGGAGAGCGGAGGUAG
Messenger RNA from Menidia menidia (Atlantic silverside), 1455 nucleotides. The record is from the annotation of a GenBank genome assembly. Lineage: Eukaryota; Metazoa; Chordata; Actinopteri; Atheriniformes; Atherinopsidae.